Molecule: messenger RNA, 1548 nt
Organism: Kluyveromyces marxianus DMKU3-1042
Lineage: Eukaryota; Fungi; Ascomycota; Saccharomycetes; Saccharomycetales; Saccharomycetaceae
Gene: NMD3
Product: ribosome-binding protein NMD3
Exons: 1
Coding region: 1-1548 (515 amino acids)
Biological process (GO): ribosomal large subunit export from nucleus
Cellular component (GO): nucleus; cytoplasm
Molecular function (GO): ribosomal large subunit binding
Source: RefSeq, a predicted model, not a curated record
AUGAAUUAUACUCCACUAGAUCAAAACCACAUGCAACAUCAACAUGCUACUGUGUUGUGUUGCAGUUGUGGUGUGCCCAUGGAUGGUUCCUCAGGGUUAGUAAUGUGUUACGACUGUAUCAAGAUGAACGUUGAUAUUACUGAAGGUAUUCCAAGAGAAGCCAAUGUUUCAUUCUGCAGAAACUGUGAAAGAUUUUUACAACCACCUAGUCAGUGGAUUAGAGCUUCUUUAGAAUCUCGUGAACUUUUAGCCCUUUGUUUGCGCCGUUUGAAAGGGUUAAACAAAGUCAGAUUAGUCGACGCAUCUUUUAUCUGGACCGAACCUCAUUCCAGACGUAUUAGAGUGAAAUUAACUGUCCAAGGUGAAGCAAUGGCUAAUACAAUCAUUCAACAAACCUUUGAAGUCGAAUAUGUGGUUGUUGCCAUGCAGUGUCCUGACUGUGCCAGAUCUUAUACUACUAAUACUUGGAGAGCGAACGUUCAAAUUAGACAAAAAGUGCCCCAUAAGAGAACAUUUUUGUAUUUGGAACAAUUGAUUUUGAAACAUAAUGCACAUGUUGAUACUAUUUCAAUUAGUGAAGCUAAAGAUGGUCUUGAUUUCUUUUAUUCACAGAAGAAUCAUGCUGUUAAGAUGAUUGACUUUUUGAAUGCUGUGGUUCCAAUCAAGUGUAGAAAAUCUGAAGAGUUGAUUUCUCAAGAUAUCCAUACAGGUUCGUCGACAUAUAAAUUUACUUUCUCAGUGGAAAUUGUUCCAAUCUGUAGAGAUGAUUUAGUCGUCUUACCAAAGAAACUUGCCAAAUCCUUGGGUAACAUUUGCCAAUUUGUGCUUUGUUCUAAAGUAACAAACUCCAUCCAAUUCUUGGAUCCAACAACACUACAAACUUGUGACUUAUCAGCAUCAGUGUAUUGGCGUGAGCCAUUUAGUGCAUUGGCUGAAGUCUCUCAGCUAACAGAGUUCAUCGUGCUAGAUGUUGAACCUACUGGACAGGUGAGGAACAAAUGGGUCUUGGCCGAUGUUACUGUCGCAAGAGCUUCUGAUUUAGGCCAAAAUGAUCAAACAUACUAUGUUAGAACUCACCUUGGUGGUAUUAUACAUCCUGGUGACAGUGUUAUGGGUUACUUUAUCGCUAACUCUAACUAUAACUCUGAAUUAUUUGAUGCUUUGAACAACGAUUAUGUUCCUGAUGUUGUUCUUGUCAAGAAAUUAUACCAAAGAAAGACCAAGAAGAACAGAAAGUGGAAGUUGAAGAGAAUGGCAAGAGAACACAAGGACAUCGAGGCCUCCCAAGACUACACCUCUAGACAACAGAAACAAGAAAUGGAACGUGCAGAAAGAGAUUACGAAGUGUUCUUGCAAGAAUUAGAAGAAGAUGAGGAAAUGAGACAAACCAUCAACCUAUAUAAGAGUAAAACUACCGCUGAACAUGAAGCUGAAAUGGACGAAGAUGAAGAUGAAGAUGCUCCACAAAUUGAUAUCGAUGAAUUGUUGGAUGAACUUGAUGAAAUGACUCUAGAGGAUCAACAACAAGAAAACGAAGCCGGAAUUUAA